This is a messenger RNA of Meriones unguiculatus (Mongolian gerbil), 10148 nucleotides long. RefSeq names its product family with sequence similarity 199, X-linked (gene Fam199x). Bases 1 to 1167 code for a protein of 388 amino acids. The record is from RefSeq and is a predicted model, not a curated record. NCBI's taxonomy places the organism in Eukaryota, Metazoa, Chordata, Mammalia, Rodentia, Muridae. The transcript has 6 exons.
AUGUCCGACGAGACGUCGGCCACCACUUCCUAUGAGAAGUUUCUAACCCCAGAGGAACCCUUCCCGCUCCUAGGAGCCCCUCGCGGGGUGGGCACCUGCUCCAGCGAGGAAUCCGGCUGCCUGGACAUCAGCGACUUCGGCUGCCAGCUCUCCUCCUGCCAUCGCACGGAUCCGCUCCACCGGUUUCACACCAACAGGUGGAACCUCACUUCUUGUGGUACAAGUGUUGCCAGCUCAGAAUGUAGCGAGGAGCUGUUCUCAUCAGUUUCUGUCGGAGAUCAAGAUGAUUGCUAUUCCCUGUUAGAUGAUCAAGACUUCACUUCUUUUGACUUAUUCCCCGAGGGAAGUGUCUGCAGUGAUGUCUCCUCUUCUAUCAGCACGUACUGGGAUUGGUCAGAUAGUGAAUUUGAGUGGCAGUUACCAGGCAGUGACAUUGCCAGUGGAAGUGAUGUACUUUCUGACGUCAUACCCAGUAUUCCAAGUUCACCUUGCCUUCUUUCUAAAAAGAAAAACAAACACCGGAAUCUAGAUGAACUUGCUUGGAGUGCGAUGACAAAUGAUGAGCAGGUAGAAUAUAUUGAGUAUUUGAGCCGUAAAGUGAGUACUGAGAUGGGCCUUCGGGAGCAGCUUGAUAUUAUUAAAAUCAUCGAUCCCUCUGCUCAGAUCUCUCCUACUGACAGUGAGUUCAUUAUUGAACUUAACUGUCUCACAGAUGAAAAACUAAAACAGGUCAGAAACUACAUCAAGGAGCAUAGCCCUCGCCAGCGGCCUACAAGAGAGGCCUGGAAACGAAGCAACUUUAGCUGUGCAAGCACCAGUGGAGUGAGUGGGGCCAGUGCCAGCGCCAGCAGCAGCAGUGCCAGCAUGGUCAGUUCUGCAAGCAGCAGUGGGUCCAGUGUUGGAAACUCUGCUUCAAACUCCAGUGCCAACAUGAGUCGAGCACACAGUGACAGCAACCUGUCUGCAAGUGCAGCAGAGCGGAUUCGGGAUUCAAAAAAACGAUCCAAGCAGCGGAAGUUACAGCAGAAAGCCUUCCGCAAGAGGCAGCUGAAGGAGCAGAGGCAGGCCCGGAAGGAGAGGCUCAGUGGGCUCUUCCUUAAUGAAGAGGUGCUCUCCUUGAAAGUGACUGAGGAAGACCAUGAAGCAGAUGUUGAUGUUUUGAUGUAAUAGGGUGAAUUGAUCCGAAUUCUUUCCAAGCAUUAUUCUCUCAUUAGUUUACACGCAUCUUGACCAACGUUUUGGUUAGGGUUGUGCUGAUGUACCAUUAAUAAUUUAGGCCAGUGAUUCUCAAAGAGUAAACCCAGUACCCGCAGCUUUCAGCAUCACCUGAAAAGAUGUUAGAAUUGUGUUUGGGCCCCAUUCCAGACCUACAGGCAGUAAGGAUCUGGAGCAGCACUGUGUUUUAACCUAUGCCAGGUUAUUCUCAUUUAAGGACCACUGGUAAACAUUUUAACUACUUUAACUUUAUGGGGGUUAACUGAGCUUUUGAAAGUUUGGUGAGAAGUAGUUUAUUUUGUCAAUAUAUGUGUAGAGUCUGUACUCCAGUUCCCGUCUUAAUGAUAAGAGCUUUUAGUUUAUUUUUUCAAGAAGGCCAUAGUAUAAUUCUCAAUUCCUAGGGACAAAUCUUUUUUGAGGUAAGGUUGCACAUGAGGUAUGCAUUACUGUUUACAAUAGUGCCUUCAUUAGGUUUAGUUCCGGUUUCAUUAAUGAUUAAUGCAAAGGUAUAAAAAAAGCCCUAAUCUUUUCCAAUUAGAUAAUUUUUUUUGUUUUUCUCUGUGUCAGGUGAGAAUCAUUUCUGCACAUGAUAACUACUGAGAAAAUAAUAUUACAUUAGUGAAAUUUUAGACUUAAUACUGUGUUAAUUUUCAAGUGGAGAUUCCAGUUAGGCAAUGAUACCAAUCAAAUUUUCCUACUGUAUCCUUAAAUUUUAGGCUAUCAAAUAAUCUUCAAACUAGAACAUUUAUCUAUCAAUUUUUAAUGUAACAUAUCUCCAAUUUUAUGUUUGUUAUGUGAUCAGGUUAAUGUUCCAGAUUAACUGACAGCCCACUUAGAGUUCUACCAGACUUCAGAAACUUCUAUGAGUAUACAAAGCAGUGUGGUCCCCAAACAUUGUUGGGUCCUAAUAGGACCCUAAGUCUAAAGGUGAAACCAUGGAGUUUAUUUAAUCAUAUUUUCGAAGAAUUCAUUAUCAUGAACAUAGAAAUAGUCUGAUUCCUUUUCUUCUUCUACAUGUCUUUGAACAUUCACAUAGAAGAUACAAACUCAGACUACUGACAAUCAACUUGCUUUCUGACCUUCAUGAUUUUCAUUUGUAUUAGAGCAUUUAGAAGGCAAACUGAUUGUGUAAUCUUUGAAAAAGACUAUGGAGUUCAGAAAUUAAUAGGGUUUUAACAACAUUUAACUUUAGUUCUUCAAAAAGAGUAACAACUUCAAUUCUUAAUUUUCAAUUAAUAAAAAGGCUUAUAUUUUACUAAAUUAAAAGUGAAAAUUUAAUCAUAGUAUGUUGGCACACUUGUUUAAUUCUAGCACUCAGGAGGCUGAGGAGAGAGUUGUUAGUUGAAAGCCAACUUGGGCUACAUAAUGCUACUAAAAUUUUACAUGCAUUAAAUUUUUUAAUUUAAUUUUGUUUCUUUGAAGAUUAAAGAAUUGAAACUGAGGGUAAAAAUUAGUACCUUGCAGCAUUGCUGAAUUCUUUCGAUUGCCUGUAACUUUUGAAUGCCUACUAAGAUCAGAAUUUAAAACGGUACUAAAAUAAAAAUAUGAAUAUGUGUGCUUUCAGUUAAAAUAGUAUUUCUGACUUUCUUCCUACCUAGUUUGGUACUCCUGCCUAGUUUAGAGGGACCAAAGAGAUCUUGGGGUCAGACCCUCAAAUACUUGAUGAAAAGUGUAUUCCGUUUUCCCUUCCAAGUGCAGAAACAGAAAAACAAGAGAAGCAAAUACAUCUAAACUCUCUGCUUUCUUUAGCAGUAGCAAAAUCCUGCAGAGGAAGUAUCUGCACGUUCUUCCUGUUCUCUAAAGAAGAUGGGCUGCAUUGAGAUAUAGGGCAACAUUUAUCCAUCACCCACUUGAAAACUAUUUAUUUGUUGAUGCUCAGUAAAAGAAAAUCCAAAACUGGUUCAGGAUAUAAUUUAAGACCAGUCUUCUCCUCUCUCCCAAAUCAUUUAAUCUUCUUAUCUUAGAUUUAACUUAAAUCACUGUUUAAUACAUUUACCAAAGUGCCAUGUGCAGAUUUUUAAUGUCUAUAAAGGUUUGACUAUUUAUAGAAGUGUGUUGUGAAAUUUUCUUUAAGUUCAGAUUCACUCUUUAUGUUAGAACUGGAAUAUAAAGUCAAUUUGGAGGAGAAUGAAAAUACUACUUUCAUUUAAAAGACAAGUUCUAGAACUACUAGAUUUGUUUGUGGUGUAAGAGAGGGGGAGAGAGAGAGAGAGAUUAAACUCUUUCUUUUUCCUUGCAAAAGCAGAUUUCUAGAUUUUACAAGUAGAAUCUAGAUUUCUUUUACAAGUAGAAUCUAGAUUUAUCACAGAAAGAUGAAAGUUUCUCCUGUCUUUUUUUUUUUUUAAUGUGCUGUGGUCUGUUAUCAGUUAAGAUGUGUCAUCUAGAUAAUUCAGAGAGAAUUAUGGAAAUAACCAGUAAUUUAUUAAAUCUAGUAUCUAUGUGGCAUUUUUAAAACAACUUUCAGUCAGUAUCUUUUUUUUUCCUUUUUAGUGGAAAACCUACUUAAUCAGUUAAUUAAAAGGAAAAUCAGGGAAAUGCAAGUCAAAAGUGUUGUGAUUCUAUGUUACUCCAGUCACAAUGGCUAUCAUCAAGAAAACCAAAAGCAAACAGCUGUUAGGAAGAAACCUGUAUAUAAUGUUGGUGAUAGUAUAAACUGGCUGUACCAGUGGAAAUCAGUAUGGGAGUUCUCAUUUUUAAAACGUACAAAUGAAGCUAUCUUAUGAUCAAGCUAUACCAUCUCUGGGUGUAUGCUCACCAUAAAUGAACUCACCAUAUGACAGGUGUAUGUGUACUUCGAUGUUUAUCACAGUACUCUUCUCAAUAGCCAAUAAAUGGAUGCCCAACAGCAAAUGGAUAGAUAAAGAAAAUGUGAUAUAUACUCUAUUAUAUACAUAUAAUAGAGUUGUAUUCAGCUAUAAAGAAGACUGGAAUAAUGUGUCUUGCAAGAAAAUGGUUGAAACUAUAUAAAGAUCAUCAUGUUAAGCAAAGCAAGCCAGAGCAAAACACAAACAUUGCCUUUUUCUUUUACAAGUGAAAUCUAGAUUUAAUAAAAUGCAAGACAUGAAACUAGAAGCGGCCACUAUUUGGGAAGAUGAAAGGCUCUAGUGAAAAAGAGAAAAGGAGAACAAAAUGGCGGGUGAUUAUGAUUGAAGUAGAUUAUGAAUAUAUGUGGAUAAAUAAGUGAAUGAAUGAGAAGUCUAUAAUUUGUUCCAUUGUUGGCUAUCAUCUGUACAGAACUGACGGUGCAAUGAAUAAGUCUCCUCUUUAUAGAUUUAUUCAGACUUUUUAUUAGAUCUUAUAAGAGUAUGUUGGUCCUUACUACAGCUUUUAAAAGUGUGAACAAGGAGUUAAACAAAAUGGCAUGUAUUUUUAUACCGUUUUGCAAAGGAUUAAAGGAAGGUGUUGUUUUAGAAUGUAGUAGGUCAUAAAGGGCUAGUUCAUUCUAUCUGACCAAGAACAUCAAGUAAAAUGACACUUUUUCUUCAUUCUUUGGUAGACAUUGGCAGUUUCGCUGAGUUGUUCUGUUGGUUGGUUAAGUUAGAUAUUGCUGAAUUAAAUCCCAGAAACUGACUUAUAAAAUAAUGAUGUAUAGUGUAGUUUUAGACAGCUCAUUUAUUUUAGCUGUUAAAUGUUGCAAAUUCCCACAAAAAAGAAAAAUUAUAUGAAACUAUUGUAUAAAGGUAUCCAGAUUCUGAUGAGUUUUAAAAAUUAUAAGAUAUAUCGUAUAUCUUCAUGUUUUAAACUCUAAAGAAUUCUUGUUUGUUUUCGGUUCUCUUAGCAGAUUUUUUGCUCAUGGCUUCUCUGUAGCCUCACGUGCCUUAAAGGUAGUGAAUUGUGUCAUUUUCAUCAAUAUCAGGCUUUCUCAAAAACCAAACAAUCAGAAUAUUAUAAUUUGAUUUCAUAUAAUGCUCAUGGUUUUUGGAUAUUAGUAACUUAUUAAUCAAUAGUAAUAGAGUAUAAAACAAAGUAAAAUCCUUCUGAUAUUAGAUUCAUUUGCUUAAAACUAGUUUUGAUCCACCAGUUAUUGAAGAGCCUUGAAUUUAUGUAAAGUUUUGGUUAAUGUAUUGUUUUAUCCACUGGGAAAAAGGUCUGAAGCCAGGAUAUUUUCUACUUCCCUCUUUUUAAAAUUUAUUUUUUAUUUAUUUUUAUUUUUUGAGAUAGGAUCUCCUUAUAUACUUCAAGCUAGUCUUGAAUUGCUAUGUUGUGCAGGCUGGUCUGGAACUGUAAUCCUUUCCCCUUAGAGUCACUGGUGUUUGGGACCCAGACAUGCCUGGGGAAGAUACCUUUUUAAACUACGUAAGUUUUAUCAGGAAAUAUAACUUUUAGGGUCUAGACAAAAACACUUGAAGAACCAAGUGUUCUUCCAGUAACUUUAGGAUUCUUUGGAUUCAUUUUUGUAAUUUACUGGGUGCCCUAUCUUCUUUCCUUUACCAAAUUACCUUUUAGCACUCUGUCUUCAAGAAGUCUUCUUUGGUAUUGAUGGAGGAUGAAGUCUGUUUGGGUUAGGUAAUAGCAUAGUUCUUUUGUGUUUCAAUAGUAGUGUUGAUGUUGAAUGCACUGAUGAUCAACAUAUUUAAAUUAGAGAUAAAUCCUAUCUUGAAAAGGACUAUUAGGAAAUAAAUACUUGAGCAAAAAUCUAGCUUUGCAGUAGAUUUAAGCUUGAUAGAAUAAGAUAAAUUUUAUCUCAAAUUUGGACACUAUUAAAUGAGUAAGAAGCCUUUGAGGUAUUUUGUGCUAGGCAUUUCUGUCAGUACAGUGUUUGGAGCACAGUCCUUGGAAUAUUUAAAUUUGCUCUCUGAAAAAUAAGUUACUAUCUCUAUGAGGCCUAUAAGGAACUCUGACAAUUUCCGUAGCUGGCUGUAAAGACUAAGGCAGCUGCAUGGCAUAGCUCAAGAUCCAAGUUGGCUUACUACAAUUAAAUUUGUAUUUCUUCAGUACUGAAACUUGUUUGCAGCUCCCUGCACACCUAUUUUUUGAAUAGAGGUUACUGAUGUUGUGACCUAGACCAGGCAAUGGCAAAUUUCAUUUUAAUUUGGCUUUCAUGCCGAACUCAGAAAAAAACAGUGUGGUCUUUUUUAUUUCAAUAUGUAGUAGUUUUUCUUUAUUGUCAGAUUUCUUCAGUUACAUCUUUGUGGUGAAUGCAACCUAUGGAAAUCUGUGUUCUUUUUUUGUGGUGAUGGCUAGGAUGGAAAAGGGAAGAAUUGCUUAAUUAAUGCUUAUCUGUUUUGACUGUGUCAAGGUGAUUGUAGCAUUAACAGCUGAGAAGUACAUCCUUGAGAUGCUGAAUUGUUCAGAAAAAACAGCUGUGGCUUGUUCUGUAAAGUUGCUUGUUCUUUAACUGAAGCUGACUUCUUGGGUUUACAUUGAGAUUUCAAGGCUUUUGGAAAACGGAGCUGAUGGUGUCUCAUCCUGUAGUAGGUGAAUUUAAUUUCCUGCUUGAGUGCACUAGUUUAGUUUUGUAAAAAUCACCAGUCUUUGUGUUGACAAUUUAAUAGGACCUUUAUCAAAAGAAAUUAACAAUAAACCCAAAUACAUGCAAAAAAAAAAUCUCUCAAGUGGUUAAGAGUUGUAAAUUGUGGUACUCCCCCUCCCCUUCUUUUCAAAAAUUAGUUAUGUAGCAUCAAUAUAACCAAAGCAAGUAGGGAGUUUACUGGUUUGGAGAAUCUACAAGUAGUCUUAAAUAUUGUAAAGUAUCAGAUUGUUAAUCAGGACAUUUUUCUGUAUUCCUGUGAAAUGUAUUCUAUAUUGAUGCACUUUUGUAUAGAUGACAGUCUUCUGUACAUUCUGUACUUACUGCAUAGUGUAUAUAAAACCUGGCUUUUCUUGAAGCUGUGUGAGGGAAUUAACUAUAGUUAUAACACAAUUGGUUUCUAUUUUGAGUUUCUUGCACGUGAAAAUAUUUUAGCAGUUAUAUCUAAAUGAGUUUUAUGAUUGUAACUAAAGCUGGCUAUGUGGCAGAGCUGUUUUUUUAAUGCAAUAUUAGAAUAAAAAGAGUCAUUUUAAUUAUUGAGAAUUGAGGUACUCAUACUAAUUAAGUAUCUCUUUUAAAAAUCUCACUGAUGUUUGCUGCUAUAUACUCUGAAUCAGCUCCUUUCAAAGCUCCAUUCCGGAAUAUUCACUAUUAAAAGUAAAUUGCCCUUUUCUUUGGUUCAGAGUUCGAUUACACUCUCUAAACUUGUUUUAUGAGAGUCUCAUCCCCACCCCCAAUCAUGAGCAAAACAUUUUAUCCGAAAAGAUCAGAUUUCUAGAGAAAGUAUCAUUCACACAGUAAGUGAAAAUUAGGUUGAAAUUUCUGUUGACAAAAAACAAAUUAUCUAUUUUCUUUAUAUAUUGCUGUAGAAUCUUUUUUUAAAUUUGUUAUUAUUAUCAUUUAUUACAAUUUAUUCACCUUGUAUCCCAGCUGUGGCCCCCUCCCUCAUCUCCUCCCAAUCCCAUGCUCUCUCCCUCUACUUCCCCUAUGCACCCCCCCAUUCCACUGAUAGGUGAGGUCUUCUGCCCUUCUAUUUGACCCUAGCCUAUCAGGUCUCCUCAGGACUGGCUGCAUUGUCUUCCUCUGUGGCCUGACAAGGGUGCACCCCCCAAGGGGGAAGUGAUCAGAGAGCCUGCCACUGAGUUCAUGCCAUAGAAAGCCCUUGCUCCUCUUAUUAGGGACCCCACUUGGAGACUGAGCCUAUGGGCUACGUCUGAGCCAAGGUUUUAGGCCCUCCAUGCAUGUUCCUUGGUUGGGGUAUCAUUCUCCUCAGGGCUCCCAGGGCUCAGUUUUUUUGGAUCUGUUGCUCUCCUUGUGAAGCUCCUGUCCCCUCCAGGUCUUUCUAUCUCCCCCUUCUUUCAUAAGAUUCCCUGCACUCUGCCCAAAGUUUGGCUCUGAGUCUCAGCCUCUGCUUCAAUACCUCAGUCAAUAGAGUCUUUCAUAAGCCCUCUGUGCUAGUCUCCUAUCCUGUUUCUUGUCUUCUCCUGCUUCCACUAUCUAUCGCAUUUGUCCUUCUGAAUGAGGAUUGAGCAUCUUCCCUAGGUUCUUCCUUGUUGUUUAGCUUCCUUACAAGUAUAGAUUUUAGUAUGUUUAUCCAAUAUUGUAUGGCUAAUAUCCACUUAUAAGUGAAUAUAUACCAUGUGUGUCUUUCUGCUUCUGGGUUACUCAAGAUGAUCUUUUUCUAAUUCCUACCAUUUGCCUGCAAAUUUCAUGAUUUUCUUGUUUUUAAUUGCUGAGUAGUGUCCCAUUAUGUAAAUGUACCACAAUUUCAGUUGAGGAAGAACUGGGUAGUUUUCCAAACUCUGGCUAUUACAAAUAAAGAUGCUACAAACAUGGUUAAGCAAAUGUCCUUGCUGUAUAGCUGAGCAUACUUUGGAUAUAUGCCUAGGAGUGGUAUAGCUGGAUCUUGAGCUAGCACUAUUCCUAGUCUGAAAAAGCUCCAGAUUGAUUUCCAAAGUGGUUGUACAAGGUUACAUUUCCACCAGAAAUGGAGGAGAGUUCCCCUUUCUUCACAUACUCUCCAGCAUGGGUUAUCACUUGAGUUUUUUAUCUUAGCCAUUCUGAUGGGUGUAAAGUGAAAUCUCAGGGUCAUUUUGACUUGCAUCUCCCUGAUGACUAAGGAUGUUGAACAUUUCUUUAAAUGUUUCUCUGCCAUUCAGUAUUUCUCUAUUGAGAAUUCUCUGUUUAGCUCUCUACCCCAUUUUUAAUUGGAUUACUUUGUUUGUAGGUGUUUAACUUCUUGAGUUCUUUACAUAUUCUGGAUAUUAGCCCUCUGUCAGAUACAGGUUUGGUGAAGAUCCUUUCCCACCCUGUAGGCUGUUGGUUUGUUCUGAUGACAGUGUCCUUUGCUUUACAGAAUCUUUUCAGUUUCAUGAAGUCCCAUUUAUUGAUUGUUGAUCUUAGAGCCUGUGCUGUUGAUGUUCUGUUAUUGGCUGUAGAAUCUUUUAAAGUUCAGUUUCAAGAAAAGAAAUGUCUGAUCAGUUGUAUGUAUAGAUUCAGGUGCCAUUCUGGGUUGUGUGUGUGUGUGUGUGUGUGUGUGUGUGUGUUUAAGGUUUUUGGUUUGGGAUCUUUGGUCUUGGGUUUUGUUUUUGUUUGUUUGUUUGGUUGGUUUUGGUUUUAUUUUUCUUUAUUGCAGUUUAUUCACUUCAUAUCCCAACUGUAGUCCCCUCCCCAAUCCUUUCCUCCCUCCCUCUUCCCCUCCCCUCCUCCUCCCCGAGUCUACUAGUAGAGGAAGUCCUCCUCCCCUUCCCUCUGAUCCUAGUCUAUCAGGUCUCAUCAGGAGUGGCUGCAUUGUCUUCCUCUGUGGCCUGGUAAGGCUGCCCCCCUCCUCAGGGGGAGGUGAACAAAGAGCUGGCAACUAGUUCAUGUCAGAGAUAGCCCUUACAAGGGAACCCACUUCGACACUGAGCUGCCAUGGGCUACAUCUGUGCAGGGGUUCUAGGUUAUCUCCAUGUAUGGUCCUUGGUUGGAGUAUCAGUCUCUGCAGACUGCCCCCCCCCACACACACACACACUGGGCCCAGAUUUUUGGUUCUGUUGUUCUCCUUGUGGUGCUCCUGUUGCCUCCAGGUCUUUCUAUGCUCAAUCCUCAUUCAGAAAGGCAAAUGGGAAAGACAUCAGAAGAGGGAGAGAACAGUGAGCAGGACAGGAGCCUGAAACAGAGGGACUCUGAAAGAUUCUACCCAGCAGGGUGUUGAAGUAGAUGCUGACACUUGUUUGUUUUUAACCAACAGUGUUUUCUCUUGACACUUAUCUCCUUUGGAAAAAUCUUAAGCUUUUUGUUUGUUUGUUUGUUUGUUUCAUAUAUUGUCAUAGACUUAGUCUCAAAAUGUUUUUUGUUAGUAAAUAUGUUAAUUUUUAGUCAAGUAGAUUAAUUAAGCUUGUCUAAUGAAGAAGGCAGUCAUGUUCUUGUUGUCUGUAAUUUUCCAUUUUUAAUAAAUGUGAGUUAGAUACUAAGUAAAAUA